AUGCCCUACUUAGAGCCAAUACCCACAAGCACAGACAUAUGGGAUGAAACGUGGCAAUUUACAAAUACAGCUGUUUCUUUAAGUGAUGUCUCUAAACCAUCUAAUGCCCUUACAGUGCACCAGCAGGAAGAAAAACCUAUUCAAGAGCCCUGCAAAGUUGAUUUACAUUCUGGUGAUGCUGGUCAGCUCCCUCGUCCAUUGGAGGAAUUUUACAUCUCUCUCAUCAAAUCCAGAGAAUCGCAAGAAAAGGGGGAAAUGCAGCCAUCUACUUCAACAGCAAACCCUUCUGUGUUAGAAGAUGUCUGCCCACAUCCGCUUACAAAACAUCAGGAAAAUAUCUGUACAUCAGAAAUUCUUGUUACACAAAAACCGUGUAAUGAAGUCGCUGCUAGCGCUGUAUGUGGGGAACAAACCUAUUACCAGCAGUCAAGUUACAUGUCUCACCCACUUCUUGGAUUUCAGAAACAUCAUAUCUCUAAGAUUUCAGCCACCAUGGCACUGGGACCUGCUGCUCGGUUAGCCACUGCUGGUAGCCUACUCGGCUGGGUGACUGAAGCAGGCAAAAUAUAACUGAAAAAAUAGGCAGUGAAAUUCUUUGUUUUCGAUAAGUUAUCAAAAAAAAAUUAUGAAAGGAUCAGUAAAAUUUGAUUUAAAAUGAAGUACCUUAUUGUAAAUACAUUUUCUUGUUAUUUCUUGCUGUAAUUCUAUUCCCUGUUCAGGCAGAAGAAGAGUGGUGUUGUCUCCUUAUUAGUUUAAUAAAGAUGAGAUGGACCAUAAAA
Bombina bombina (fire-bellied toad) is the source of this 779-nucleotide messenger RNA. RefSeq names its product tudor domain-containing protein 5-like. Bases 1 to 570 code for a protein of 189 amino acids. NCBI's taxonomy places the organism in Eukaryota, Metazoa, Chordata, Amphibia, Anura, Bombinatoridae. The record is from RefSeq and is a predicted model, not a curated record. The transcript is spliced from 3 exons.